CUCAGUCUUCCUCCUCCUUCUCUCUCUUUCUUCUUUAACCUCCUUUUUCUUCUCAACUUCCUUCUCCACUCACAACCUUUCAGUUUUUUUCCUCACUCUAUAUUUUCUGCUACUUGUGCUAUCCCCUAUAUCUUUUCUAUCUAAACCCCAGAAAUAUCCUUCUUCUGUGUUUUAUCAGCUGAAAAAUUCAUCCAUGAUAACCGUAAAUUCUUCAUCUUGUUGUUGUUGUUGUUUCUACCUCUGAAAUAAUUGGAUAUAGGUUGUUUGGUGGAAGGAGUUAGAGGAAGGAAGUGUUGGGGUUUUCUUUUCUUGGGAAAUGGAGAGAAAACAAGGUUUCUUCUCAGCGUUAAAGGAAGAGGUAGUGCGUGGGUUAUCGCCGGGGAGGUCACGAACGAGGAGUCCGGCUAGAAGUGGGUCACCCAUUACGAGUUUGCUACGGAGGAAGAAGAGUAACAGCAGUAGCAACUUCGCUCCAAAUCAUGAACAGUUGAUAUCAAGAUCAGGGAGUUUGAGACCGUUAGGGGAGACGCUGACGCCAUUGAUGGAAGGUCCGGAUCCGGACGGCGGAGAAGUCGGGGAUUCGAAGCGGGUCGGGUCGAGUAUAGGCCAUUGGAUGAAAGGGCAGCUCUCCAGGACACCCUCGGUAGCAUCGACUGCGUACUCUAAGAGGUCUGAUCUGAGACUCUUGCUGGGUGUAAUGGGUGCUCCUCUCGCCCCCGUGCACGUCAGUACCAGUGAUCCAUUGCCUCAUCUCAGCAUUAAAGACACACCCAUCGAAACAUCAUCUGCUCAAUACAUAUUGCAGCAAUAUACUGCUGCAUCAGGUGGGCAAAAGCUACAGAGCUCAAUUAAGAAUGCUUAUGCUAUGGGAAAACUGAAGAUGUUAGCUUCUGAAUUUGAAACCCCAACAAAGGUGGUAAAGAGUAGGAAUUCUGCUAGAGCUGCUGAGUCUGGUGGAUUUGUACUCUGGCAAAUGAAUCCUGACAUGUGGUAUGUGGAGCUUGCGGUUGGUGGAAGCAAGGUUCAUGCGGGUUGCAAUGGCAAGCUUGUAUGGAGACAUACACCUUGGCUUGGUGCGCAUACUGCAAAAGGGACUGUUAGGCCACUACGACGAGCCCUUCAGGGUCUUGAUCCAAGAUCCACUGCCAGUAUGUUUGCCAACGCAAGAUGCAUUGGAGAGAAGAAGAUCAAUGGGGAGGAUUGCUUCAUACUGAAGCUCUGUGCUGAUCCCCAUACAUUGAAGGCCAGAAGUGAAGGACCAGCAGAGAUCAUAAGGCAUGUCUUGUUUGGCUACUUCAGCCAGAAGACUGGUCUUCUUGUUCACAUGGAGGAUUCACAUCUCACCAGGAUCCAGUCUAACGGAGCAGAUGCAGUUUACUGGGAGACAACGAUCAACUCAUUCUUAGAUGAUUACCGCCCUGUGGAAGGUAUCAUGAUUGCUCAUUCUGGGCGUUCUGUAGUCACACUUUUCCGGUUUGGUGAGAUGGCUAUGAGUCAUACCAAAACUAGGAUGGAAGAAGCUUGGACAAUCGAAGAAGUUGCAUUCAACGUUCCAGGAUUAUCAGUAGACUGCUUUAUUCCACCAGCUGAUCUGAAAUCAGGGUCUAUAAGUGAAGCAUGUGAGCUCCCUCAAGAUGAAAGGGGAAAGAGUGCAAUUUCACUUGCCACUCACCGGGCUAAGGUUGCAGCGCUAGAGAAAACUCAUGAUAGCUGGAAGGUGGAAAUCUAACCUACUAGGAACAGCCGCUGGUCAAUUGUUUAUACGGAAAGAGGGGGUUGCUGAUGAACUAACACACUAGAAGUUAUUUAGGAGCUAAUUAAUUGAGUCAUAAAUAGUUGGUUGUCUACAUCUUUAUCUGUAAAUAGAGCAUAAUGAUUCUCAGGUUCUUCCUGAGCCUGUAUGAAUUCUUAUACUCUUAAAAACAGAAUCCAACAGAAGCGUUGGAGCUCAUUUUUCCUUGUGGCAAAUGGAGCAACUGGAGGUUAAUUUUUAGUUUACCUUCCAUAAGUCUAGGUCGAGAAACUUCGCCAUGAGGUGAAAUCAUUGAUAAUAUUCAUUUUUCUCAGCCUAUUGCGUUAGAGCACUGCUAGAUGUGGUUGACAGCAGUGUGUCUUAGUUUUUCCAUUUUAUCACUUUCUUAUGAGAUGUUCCUUUUCUUUUUUUAGUUGGAGUUUGUUUGUGUUAGAGAAAUGGGAUUUCUCCUAAGUUCAGAUUAAAGUCAAAAUAGUAGUAAGAAUGGGUAAGCAGAUGAAGAAAGUUGUAAAUUUGUUUGAUCUGCUGUUAACCAGAUUGGAUCUUGUUUGUUGGUUUCAGAUAGUACUCUCAGUUUCUUGUUGGUUUGUUAAA
Molecule: messenger RNA, 2347 nt
Organism: Solanum stenotomum
Lineage: Eukaryota; Viridiplantae; Streptophyta; Magnoliopsida; Solanales; Solanaceae
Exons: 3
Coding region: 317-1729 (470 amino acids)
Source: RefSeq, a predicted model, not a curated record